AUGUCUUCUCUUUCAAGUAUUGUAAAUUUUUAUUUACCCGAAUCAGAUCGAGUCGAACUCAAUCAAAGCCUUUCCAAAUGCACAGGUGAUACCACAGAGAUUUUCACAAAACAAGAUUUCGAGCAAUUCAACAAUGAUUUGAAUUUCGUAAAUGAAUUAGGAAAUAAGAGAAGUGCUGUCUUUUUGGGAAAUCCACAAUCGGGAAAAACCACGAUCAUCCAAUGUUUGACCGCCAUGCUUAACCCAAGAACUCAAAAUCCUACUCCUAACUCCGCUUCCAGCGCCUCCUCUUCUGAUACGAAUACAAGCAGCUCUCCAUCUGUUGCCUCUCAAAAAUAUGGAAGAAAAUAUGGAGCUGACACUCAACAGAAGAAUAACUUUUCAAUUGAAGGUUCAACUGUUUGUCACGCUGGCUUGAAUCUUAUUGAUCUGAGAGGAAUAUUUGAGAAGGAGUUGAAUGAAAGUGAUGAAGCACUUCAACAAACAAGACAAGAUAUUUUGCAUCAAUGCAAACCGAACAUGAUUGUCGUAGUAUUGAAAGUUCAUAAUGUGAAAGAAAUUCCACAUUGCUACGACAGGGAAUUGUAUGUGUUGAGGGAAGCUGCAUAUUUGCGUACGAAAUUGAUCGACCAGAUGAAAAAAACAACACCAAAUGCAAAAGGCAUUCUUCCCAUCCACAUUGUUGUGCACUUUAUAGAUGAGUAUGAUGAGACCUAUCAGCAAUUUUGUGAGCAUGUUGAAAACUAUGUGGAUGAUUACAAACUCGUCCAACAUCGCCAACAUCUCGCAGAAGUCGAAGAAGCAAAGAAGCUUGCAGAGGAAAAUAAGCAACAAGUGACACAAGCAUUGAAAUCUAUUGAGGAGAAUGAUUUAAUUUUGGAUGCAGAGUCCAGACAACUCUCACAACUCAUCGAUGCCACCGAAAGAGAAAUUCAACAGCUUAAAACAGAAGAGCAUGGUGAAAAUCCAAAUGUCUUGUCUCAGAAUAAUAGUGAAGCAGCCUCUGCUCCUUUGUAUCCAAAUUUCUCACACCAUGAAAAUCCAAAUUUUAAUGUCAGCGUCACUGGGCAAGAGAAAACUUCUACUAGCAGUACUGAAGCGACACCAAACAACAGCAACUCCAAUUCCACACCCACGAAGGCAACAUCUUCAUUUUCUUCUCUUUUUGGAAUGAUUUAUGGCGUAUUUAAAAGAGGUCCAAAACAAGAAUCAUCCAGUACAGAGCUCCCCUCUCUCCCACAACAACUUCCACCACAAGUGAACGAAAAGUUAGAGAUCUAUUCACAAAAAUUGCAAAUUAAGAAUAGAUACAGCCAUGAGCGUAACCUGAUUGAGAAUAGAAGAUAUCAACUUGAUCUCCAGAAAAUUGAGCAUCAGUCCACGCUCUCUCGACUCAAUGAAGAGAUUACUCGCUACGAAGAAUACCUGAAGGACAUGAAGGAAGUGAAAGAGAAUAUUCCAAAAAUUGUUCAAAGGGCAUACAUGAAAGCGUAUGAUGAGUUACACCACAAACAAGAAGAUCAUAUCAAUAGAAUUCGAGAGGAAUUUAAAAAAAACUCAACCUUUAACAAGCUACUCUAUGAAAGUGGUAUUUUAACUAAGAAUUCUGGAACAAAAGAGAAUCAACAUGUUUACUUCCACUUCACAUGCGUAAGGUCCGACUACGCCAAAGAAAAACACAAAGCUCUUCUUUUUAAUUGGGGAUUGAAACAACUUGCAGAUAGCAUUCAAACGUGCCGAAUUACCAUGUUUGAAAGAGUGUCUAUUGUCACAGAUGAUAUGAGAAGAAUUCUGGCUGGAAAGAUUAUUGAGAAAUUUGUAGAAAUUGCUGAAAAGAAAGCAAAAUUAAUGAGCGAAAAUGGUGGUGAUAAAAGUGACUAUCCUCCCGUAUUUUGGAAAUUACUUCUUAGAACCCUCUCCAUGAUUGGUGACCAGAAAAAUCAUCCCACACGAACGUUUGAGUAUGCUUGGAAAAUUAUUAGCGAAGGAGAUGAAGUGAAAACAGCCACCUGGUACUAUGACAUGUCUAAGGUGGCCUACAAACUAGGUUUCAUCAUUAGACCCAUUAUUCCAUUAGGAAAUUGGUGUCACAAAAAAUCUCGUGAAAAGAUUCCACUCGUGGGUGCGUGGGCCACUAAUUUUUAUUUAGGAGCCAGAGGUCCUGAAUAUGUGGUUGGAAAUAGUUAUUCAAACAAGAGAAAAUCUGUUUUUAAAUUCAUGAGCUCCUCCAAGGAAGGAUCAACCAAAGCACCGAGUGAGGACACGUCAGAAAUACCUGAAUCGAAUAGCAAACGAAACAGAAAAUAG
Molecule: messenger RNA, 2307 nt
Organism: Naegleria fowleri
Lineage: Eukaryota; Heterolobosea; Eutetramitea; Acrasida; Naegleriidae
Exons: 1
Coding region: 1-2307 (768 amino acids)
Source: RefSeq, a predicted model, not a curated record